Messenger RNA from Dermochelys coriacea (leatherback sea turtle), 2022 nucleotides. RefSeq names its product tyrosine 3-monooxygenase/tryptophan 5-monooxygenase activation protein eta (gene YWHAH). Gene Ontology annotation, biological process: signal transduction. The coding region runs from base 475 to 1218 and encodes 247 amino acids. Lineage: Eukaryota; Metazoa; Chordata; Testudines; Dermochelyidae. The transcript has 2 exons. The record is from RefSeq and is a predicted model, not a curated record. Gene Ontology annotation, cellular component: cytoplasm.
GCAGCAGUAAAAUGCAGCAUUCGUAGUGCGCAUGCGUUUGCCCCAGUCGCGUCCGGGACUGGUUAUUUAUAGUAAGUGACGUCACCUAGAAAUAGAACGCGGGGGAGCAGCGCCUCCUCCCCUCCCCUGCAGUCUCCUCAGCUCCGCCCCCUCCUUGCCCUCACAGGGCGCAGGCGCGGGGGGCGGCAACAGUGCGCGAGGCACAGAGCGGGUAGAGAGAAGCGCGACUCGCGAGCUGUACACGCGGGUGAGGCAACAGAGCGAGCGCGCGAUCUUCGCUCCGCCACAGUCCUCGAGGCGCCCACCAACCCCUGCCCGGCGAGCCCCACGGUCACGGAGCGCAAGGCGCCAACGGCCGCGGAGCGAGCGCGUUCGCGCGCCAGGUAGCCCGUGAAGCGCCACCUCUUCCCCUCACUCCCCGCGUGAGAGGGGUGCCGCCGAGUGCCCGGCCCGGCAGUCACUACGGAAGCGGCCAUGGGGGACCGAGAGCAGCUGCUGCAGCGAGCCCGCCUGGCCGAGCAGGCGGAAAGAUACGACGACAUGGCCUCGGCCAUGAAGGCGGUGACUGAGCUGAAUGAGCCCCUCUCCAAUGAAGAUAGAAACCUGCUGUCUGUAGCCUAUAAGAAUGUGGUUGGGGCUAGACGAUCUUCCUGGCGAGUCAUCAGCAGCAUAGAGCAGAAAACUAUGGCAGAUGGGAAUGAGAAGAAGCUGGAAAAAGUUAAAGCUUACAGGGAGAAGAUCGAAAAGGAGCUGGAGACAGUCUGCAAUGAUGUUUUGGCCCUCUUAGAUAAGUUCUUGAUCAAGAACUGCAAUGACUUCCAAUAUGAGAGCAAGGUCUUUUAUCUGAAAAUGAAAGGAGAUUACUACCGCUAUUUGGCAGAAGUUGCUGCUGGUGAGAAGAAGAACAGUGUUGUGGAAGCUUCAGAGGCUGCCUAUAAAGAGGCUUUUGAAAUCAGCAAAGAGCACAUGCAGCCCACUCACCCGAUAAGGCUUGGGUUGGCACUCAACUUCUCAGUGUUCUACUAUGAAAUCCAGAAUGCACCUGAGCAGGCCUGCCUUUUAGCCAAACAAGCCUUUGAUGAUGCCAUAGCUGAGCUGGACACACUAAAUGAGGAUUCCUACAAGGACUCCACACUUAUCAUGCAGUUACUUCGAGACAACCUCACUCUCUGGACAAGUGACCAGCAGGAUGAGGAAGCAGGAGAGGGCAAUAACUAAAGAGCUUUCAUCCUAGCCCUCCAUCAUCCACUUCACCAUCCCCAUUAUCACCAUCCCACAAUAUUUCCUUGCCAGUCUCACUAAAUAUCUAGUGCUAAGCAUAUCUGUAUUGUUAGCACAGCUGUUCAGAUCUGCAGUCCACUUUAUCAGGAGGCAGUUUUGGAUAAGUCUUCAUGAGCAUUGCUGGAUUGAUUGAUUGAUCUGCCCUGUUUAUCAUAGUUGCACUUGAAUGGUGCAGAAAGAUGCAUAUUAAAGAGGCAUUUUAGUUUGCCUAUUGAUCAUAAAAUAUGGGCAAGAAUAAUAGAAAGUGAAUUAAUCAGAAAUCUAAUCUUUAAAUUUUCCAUUUGAAACAAGCUGAUAGUGUUUUGUUAAGCAGUACAUCUUGUGCAUGCAAAGCAAAUUAGCCACCCCAAAAACUUUUUUCAACCGAUGAAAACAGUUAAGCUGAUGUGAAGUGACAACUUAGUUCUAUUUAUCAGUUUACAAACUGUUCAGAAUGUGAGGUUUUGGUAGCAACUUGUUUUUUUGCCUCUUUAACUUAUGAUGUGCACAGACUUUCAUUUAAUGCAAUGCAUCUACUUAAAAGUUUUGAUACUUGUAACCUUUUUUGCAGUUGUUUUGAAAAAUCAUGAAUUUAUUUUUUGUAAACUCUUUGGCUGUUUAGUUGUCUGUGUAUUCUGACAGCGCCAUGUCCGUGUUAGCCCAUGUUAAGAUGGAUGACUCUCUGAAAUGCCAGACUUCUAAAUUUAAUGUUUUGGAAUUAAAUGAAUAAAAUAAAAUGCUGCUUCAGAAAUAUUAUCUCUA